GCAAGAGGGGCAGGAUUUCAAAGCUGGCAUCAGAGUUUAACAUUCAUAUAAAGAGGAAGACACUGCACAGAGAAUGAAAGAGAAAGAGAGAGUGGUGUUGAGACUAACAAUUAGGAGGAUGGCAAAAUAAAUUGUAAUAAAGAGCUAAAUAACUAAAAAAGUGGGAGGGGCCUGACAAGAAAAAAAAUGGUUGUGGCAACAGCAGGUAUGGCACUAUGAAGAGACUGACAUAAAGUGAAACUAAUGGACAGACGCAUAAUCAUCACAUGCAGAUUCUGACAUGACACUUCAGAAAUAAAAUGUGUUUGCUGUAUUAGCAAACAAACAAGGAUUGCCAGUUGUGAGUGUUAUCGCAUACAGGCUUGUUGAAAUUCCAGGAAAUAUUGAUUUACGUUCCACAGGACACAGUGGCAGUGCGCUGUGCUGAAAAUAUCGUUUCUUUGAACCCCAACCACAAGCUGGACUGUGGUUGAAGCAGGUUCUGCCAGAGGCUGUCGCCAUGGAGGGGAGGGAGCGGCGGUGUAACGAAGAGGAAAGGGGUGAUGUUGAAUCCCCCACAGGACAUUCAUCCAGUGCAGGAGAACGAGGCACAGUGUCCACUUGGAUGAAUGGUGAGGUGUUGGCCACGGUGCCCACAUCCUCUUGGUUGGCUCCCAGGUUUAAAUUUUCGCACUGCAAGACUCUUCUGGAGGCAAAUGGCUUCAAGAUUCCAAUUGAGGAAUUUGAGCAUCCACUUCAUAUAGCACUGGACCACCCGUCUGUCAGAAGAUACUUGCUUUUCAACUCAUCCAUUUUUAAUUUCAUCAUGGCACCUUUGUUGUAUCUGGUGCUGUGGUUUGCGCUGUACUCAUCCCUUCACAUGUACCUUGAAGGCAGCACAACAAACUUCUGGGUGCUCUGUAUGUGUGUCAGUCUGGUGUCCAUAAUCAUCACCACCAUCAUCAUCCUCAUCUUCCACAACAGCAACAAAAAGAUAAACAUGAACAUAGAUGUGCGGUUGGUGGGGGUAAACGAGCGGAUGGUCAGACACAGGCUGCUGUUGGGAGUGGCUGACUGGGUACAUAAAUGCAAAGGAAAACUGCAACUCUUCUUUGUGUCCUGGGACUUGUCCCCAUGUCUGAGAUCUCUGACUGAAGCUCUGGAGGACAGGAGUAUUGUCAGAUAUCAAGUACAGAACAGAAUCAAGAAAAGAAUGUCACACCUAAUUCUAGUGACAGAGGUCACGACACUGGAUUCUGAGGAUGGAUUAGUGGAGGAUGAGGAGGGUCCUGAUGAAGUGCGCCCCCUGUUGGUGGGGGGAAGAGAGAGAAGUGCAUCAACUAGUCAAAGAGAAGACUCUAAACUUACAAAAAACUUCAGUCUAAUGCCUGAUCCCACCCUUUCAUAUCAGGCUAUGGCUGAGCAGCUCCUGAUGACUUACAGUGCACUUUAUGUCAGACUUCUAGUAUCUAACAGGCUUCCUGCUUCUUCACAGUGUCCUUUAGGUGCAGGGAAAAAUCAUUCCACUGGCUCUCUAUGUCUCUGUGAGUAUGUAGGUUCAAAGGUCCUGCAGUAGAUGACAAUCAAAUUUCAUGUUUAGUUUAACUGUCAACUACAAUGUAGUCAUAAUGAUAAUGAUUUAUGCCAUGUCCUAACCAGGCACAACAUAAAAAAGGAAACAAGUGAUUCCUUUCUCUUCCAUGUUAAGUAUAAACAGUUUUUGUUUCAACAAGCUGAGAACUCAACAAGUGACAAGACGUUAGUUGAUCGCUCGGUCUCUAUGUUGUUUUGCUCUGAGUUGCCCCGCCCCCAGUUCAACAUGGUCAAACUGGAAAUCAACAUGUUUCAGAUGUGUUUCUGUAAAUCCGUAACGGGGGUUCUGGUCUCAUAAAAAUCAGGAAGUAUUGAUUUGGAGGUUGCAUUUUUGCUCUAAAAUGAAACAUUUUCUACAGCUUUAGAAAGGGUGAAUAGUGGUGCAAGAUACACCGGCACAUUGAAGAUGUAAUCAGUAACUCACAAGAUGAUAUCUGACAAAACCACGUUUGAAAGCAUACAUCCCAACUGUUGCCAAUGGCGACUAGAUUUUAAAUUAUUGUUGCAAUAAUUUAUUUUUGGUCGCAUUUGCGACCAUUUUAGUUGCAGUCUGGAGCCCUGAUUCCUGUUGACUGCAUUACAUAAUUUACAACUAAAAACACAACUCUCUUUUGGCGCCACUCUGUGGACAUUUUGCCUCAACAAUUCCAGCUUCAGCCACUUGGGGCAGUGGUUCAAAUUUUCAUUAAGCACAGACUGAUUUCAUCUGCUGAAAUUUGUACCUACUGUUGCUUAAUUCACAGUGCAUUUAGUCUGCCCAAUGAAAUCUCAUUGGUCAAGAUUCCUGCUCCACACAGCUGUCUAUUUUGUAUUUUCUGUAUAUUUUUGAUUAAAGACUUUAU
Messenger RNA from Xyrauchen texanus (razorback sucker), 2414 nucleotides. RefSeq names its product transmembrane protein 268-like. The transcript has 11 exons. Lineage: Eukaryota; Metazoa; Chordata; Actinopteri; Cypriniformes; Catostomidae. The record is from RefSeq and is a predicted model, not a curated record. Bases 500 to 1555 code for a protein of 351 amino acids.